AUGUCUCAAGAAUUUCUUGAAAGUGACUUCAACCAAGUCGCUACUUCAUGUAAAGAGGCAAUGGGUGAGAAAAGAAAAAAAGGCGCAAGUGAAAGUGAUAUUAAACAAAAUCACAAAAAACAUAAAAAAAAAAAGAAGAAUGACGAUGACUCCGCGAUUAAAGGUGACUUUGAAACUGAAAAACUUCCUCCUUUUGAAGAUAAGAGUGAAGAAAAAGAAAAUAUUAUUGAGAAUAUUGAAUGUCUAUAUUGUACAGUUAUGCUCGAUAUUCCUGGUGCAUAUCCUUGUUCUUGCAAAUCUGAAGUCGAAACUGCCGAAACUAUGCUCCUCGAAAUCUUUGAUAUAUGUCUUUGUUCUUGCCACGAAAGUUCAGUGCAUGAAAAACCGCUUGAACCAGAAAAAUGCGUACCAAACCCAUCCCCUGGGACAUCAUCUGGGCACGUUAAACCAAAUUCCGAAGAGAAUUUUCGCAUAAAUCCAGCGAAUGAAAAGAAUGAAAAGAAUGAAAAACCACCUAAGACAUUAUCUGAACCUGUUAAACCAUAUUCCAAAGAGAAUUCUAACUUAAACCAUAGUUUAUGCGACGGUGACCUUUUGAAGAGUUAUGAUAAAGAAACUUUUCAACUGAAUAAUUCUUCUAAGAUGAAAGUAGAAAAUCAAAUAACUCCUACUUCUCAAUUCAAUGAAAGCAAAGAUUACGGGAGUAAUAUUCCACAAAAUGAUGGAAGUAUGUCAACCGAUAAAAGAAAUACGCAGCAUUUCAAUGGAAGCAAAGAUUACGGGAUUAAUAUUCCAGAAAAUAAUGGAAGUAUGUCAACCGAUAAAAGAAAUACGCAGCAUUUCAAUGGAAGCAAAGAUUACGGGAUUAAUAUUCCAGAAAAUAAUGGAAGUAUGUCAACCGGUAAAAAAACGGAUAAUAAAACUGAUGGAAACAAUGAAGCCAUGAAGUCAACCAAUUAUAAAAGACAAAUUAGAUCGGUUGCACUUUUUGUCACUUUUGGUCGCAAAAUCAAUUUUGGUUUGGAAACCGAUGAAUACCAAAGACUAGGAAUCCAACCUAUUUCACGUGAACUUUUUCCUGAAUCGGGAAUUAAAUUUGUCACUGAUGCAGUGCUUAAUUGUUGGGUUAAUGGAUGGAAAAUCUCUCUGUUUGUGGUUUCAGAUAACAAUAAUCUCAUGAAAGGUUUUGUUAAAAACUUACGAGACCUUUUUCUCAAGCGAUCUUUAAAAAUUGUCGUAAUCGCAUUAACUUAUUACUCUUAUUACUCUGAAAAUGGUUUCAAAUUGGCUGGUGCCAACGCUGUUAUUUUUGGAUUUAAUAAAGAUGCAUUGUUGGCUUUAUUAAAUGAAGAAACGUCAAGAGUUUCUAAUUCGGAAAAGGAUGAUACAGUACAAUUCUAUAACAGAGGCGAGCCAUAUUACGAAUUUACGAAUUUCUAUUCAGCACCUGUUAUGAUUGAUAAUAAACUAUGGCCUACAACAGAACAUUAUUUUCAAGCCUCGAAAUUUUGUCAACUUGAACUUCGCGAAAGAAUUCGUAAACUGCGAUUUCCAAGUGACGCAUUUAAAUUGGGACGAGAAUACAAUAGUUUAAAACGUAAAGAAUGGGAAGUAGCUUGUUCUUCUAGGAAUUUUCCUCAAAAACGAUUAUUUAAAGAAUUUAUCAUGAUGUAUGCAUUAAAAUGUAAAUUCGAACAACACGAUAAGUUAAAAUAUUUACUACUUUCUACCGGAACGGCGAAAAUUUAUGAACAUACUGAAAGGGAUUCUUAUUGGGGUGAUGGAGGAAUAAAUGGUAAAGGUUUAAAUCGAUUAGGAGAAUAUCUUGAAGAACUCCGUGCGCAUUUUAUGCAACGCGAAUGUUUAAGAAUGGUUCGUGAAAGUGGUCAACCUACGGCUAGAUGGAUUAUUCCAGAAUUGGAUUUAUUAGUUAGUUUAGAAGAUUAA
Molecule: messenger RNA, 1947 nt
Organism: Diversispora eburnea
Lineage: Eukaryota; Fungi; Glomeromycota; Glomeromycetes; Diversisporales; Diversisporaceae
Source: the annotation of a GenBank genome assembly